Messenger RNA from Hydra vulgaris (swiftwater hydra), 4596 nucleotides. NCBI's taxonomy places the organism in Eukaryota, Metazoa, Cnidaria, Hydrozoa, Anthoathecata, Hydridae. The record is from RefSeq and is a predicted model, not a curated record.
UUAAAUUCUUUCAAUGGCUUCAAGUCGAAGGUCUUCUUGAAUAAACUUUUAAAUUCUUUCAAUGGCUUCAAGUCGAAGGUCUUCUUAUGUUACAAGAAAAGGAACAAUUUAUUCUCAAGAUCCUUAUCCCACAAAUCAUUUGUUUUUUUUAACACCUCAUAAUCGAUUUCGUAGAGCAUGUUUUGCAAUCAGUUCAUCCAGAAUAUUUGAAUCUCUUAUAAUGAUUGUCAUAGCUGGAAAUUGUGUCAUUAUGGCUCUAAAUGCUCCUUUAGCAAAUGAUGAUAAGUCAAAUCUUAAUAUAAAGCUGGAAUUACUUGACAAGUAUCUUCUCGGAAUAUAUAUAACAGAAGCUCUUCUAAAGAUAGUAUCUCAAGGUUUUAUUUUACACCAAUAUUCCUACUUGCGUACUCCUUGGAACAUUCUUGAUUUCAUUGUAAUUAUUACAGGUAUUCUUCCUUAUGUUGGUUUGGGAAAUAGUGGACCCACUAAAGUUAUAAAAGCAGCAAGAGUUUUAAGGCCAUUAAAGAUUGUUUCUGGAGUACCUAGUUUACAAAUUGUUUUAAGUGCUAUUUUGAAAUCGAUGGGUUCAUUAAUGGAGAUUUUUCUUCUUGUUGGUUUUGUUAUAAUUAUAUAUGCAAUUAUUGGGAUGUCACUGUUUCAAGGAUUGUUUCAUCAAACAUGUGUUUUUACAUCCAACAAUACUAUCUGGAAAGAUGGUUGGUUAUGUGGUCCAAAUAACAGUAGUGGAAGACAUUGUCCUGAUAAUACAGUGUGUAUACAGUCUUGGCUAGGUCCAAAUGAUGGAAUUACAAGUUUUGAUAAUAUUUUUUUGGGGUGUAUUACUGUGUUUCAGUGCAUUACUGGUGAAGGUUGGACAGAUAUUAUGUAUGCGAUAUUUCAAGUGUUUGACGAAAAGAGACUUUUUAUGUGGUUGUACUUUUAUUCAUUAAAUAUACUUGGAUCACAUUUCAUGUUAAAUUUGGUAUGUGGUGUUCUCAGUGGACAGUUCAGUAAAGAAAAAGAGCGUGCUGCCAAUUGUGAGGAGUUCUUAAGAAUAAGAGCUGAAAAAGCUCUUGAAAGGGCAGCUGAAAAAUAUGCAGGUUGGAUUGACGAAGGUGAAUUUGUUACCGCAAAAGCAUUGGAAGAAAAUCUCAAAAAACAAGAGCAGUUAGAUGAUUGUGGUGAAGUUAUUGAACCUCCACUUAAGGGUUUAAAACUAUUUCUUGCUCAUAACAAUGUUGUUCGAGCAAAGUUGAAAACAAUUAUGUUAUCUAACUUUGUGUACUGGCUUGUACUUCUGUUGGUAUUUUUGAAUAGUGUGUCUGCUAUGAUGCAAUACUAUCAAGAAAAAAAAUGGAUCACAGAUCUUAUUAGAUGCACCAUACAGACCCUCGUUCAAAUUUUGAUGAUUUCUUUAAUGCUGUGUUAACUGUUUUUCAAAUUGUCACAGGUGAAGAUUGGAACAAUGUAAUGUAUGAUGGAAUCAAUGCAUAUGGAGGAGCAUUGAAUGCAAAAGGAGUUUCAGUUUCAUUAUACUUUAUUUUGAUUGUGUGCCUUGGAAAUUUUGUUGUAAUAAAUGUGUUUUUGGCCAUUGCUGUUGACAACAUAUCACUGACUGCCGAUGAAAUAGAAGAUGAAGCUGAAGAAAAUUUAUACCGUGAAAAUCAUAUAAAAGAGAUUCAUGAAAAAUAUUCUUCUUCAGACAUCAUUGUGGAAGAAGAAAAUGAAAAAGAUACAUAUUCAGACUCUUUUGCAAUCGAAGAAUUUGAUUACUAUCCUAGAAAUGAUAUUACUGCAAAACCAGGAGAGAAUUUUUUAGAAAACCUAAAAAAUCCUGCUCGAAUGCUUCCAAAGCCAUACAAACCUCCUAUUCUUGAAGUGAAUACAUUCUUUAUUUUUGCUCCUACAAAUUCGAUAAGAAAGAUUGCUCAUGAAAUUAUAUCAAAUCCUGUUUUUGACAAUAUCCUACUUGCAUUAAUAAUAAUAAACAGUCUUUUGCUGGCUUUGGAGGACAUGACCGAUCAAGAAGCCACUAUCAAUAAUAUUCUCUCUUAUGUAGAUUAUGUUUUCACAGCAAUAUUUACCUUAGAAGCUGUUUUAAAGUUAAUAAACUAUGGUUGUGUGCUACAUCACGGUUCAUAUUUUCGUGGCGUUUGGAAUUGUGUUGAUAUGUUUGUGGUGACAUGUUCAAUUACCUCCAUAAUUUUAAAUAUGAAAAUAAAGAAUGCUUCACCAGCUGUAAAAACAGUUGUUAAAGUUCUUCGUGUUUUGAGAGUAUUGAGACCAUUGAAAGUGAUUAAUAAACUACCAAAGUUGAAAGUUGUUUUUAUUUGCAUGCUUUUUUCAUUGAAAAAUGUGAUAAUGGUGCUUGUUAUAAUUUUACAACUGCUUCUUAUUUUCUCGAUUAUGGGUGUACAAUUGUUUUCAGGGCAGUUUUGGUACUGCAGUGACCCAUCUAAAUAUACAGAAAUGGAUUGCCAAGGAAGUUUUAUUACAUUUGAAAAGAACAACUACAAUACUCCAAUUGAAAUGGAACGAGUUUGGUUGUUGCAUAUAUUUAAUUUUGAAAAUAUUGCUCAAGCACUUAUUACUUUAUUUACAUCUUCAACUGGUGAUGGUUGGUACAUACAUAUGCAGCACGGUAUUGAUAGCACUUCUGAUGGCAGAGGUCCCAUUAAAAAUAAUAAAAUAUGGGUUUCCAUUUACUUUCUUAUGUUUGUUGUUAUUUUUUCAUUUUUCUUUAUCAAUGUUUUUGUUGGUAUGAUCAUUCUCACCUUUCAAGAGCAAGCUGCAGCUGAAAGUGGUUUUGAGCUUGAUAGAAAUACAAAAAACAGUUUAAUUUUUGCAAUGAAAUCAAAGCCAAUGGAGCGCUUUAUGCCUGAGGAUGUAAAAAGUUUACAGUACACUGCUUGGUCAUUAAUUGAAUCUUAUCCAUGGGAAGUUGGUAUAACAUCAUUGAUUGUAAUAAAUAUUAUCUCCCUGUUAAUAGAGUACAACAAUGAACCAUUGAGGUUCAAUAAUAUCAUGAAUACCGUCAGUAUAGUGUUUUCUUUUAUGUUUGUGUUUGAAUUUGCUGUCAAGUUUUUUGCACUGGGUUGGAAUUAUUUCAAAGAUUUUUGGAAUGUAUUUGAUAUGUUGAUAGUCCUUGGUGGGAUUUUAGAUUUUGUUUUUAAAACAUACUUUCCUCAGGCACCCUUUGAUCCAAGCAUAUUGCGAUUGUUUCGUGCUUUAAGAUUGAUCAAACUACUUCGCAGAAGUCAUUCGUUAAGAAUAUUGCUGUGGACAUUUUUAAAGUCAUUUAGAGCUUUACCUUAUGUUGCUAUGCUGAUUUUCUUACUGUUUUUUGUAUAUGCAAUUAUUGGAAUGCAGAUUUUCUCUCAAAUAGCGAUUAAUUCAAGUGAAGAUCAAUGGCAGUAUAUAAACGAAGAUAACAACUUUCGUACUUAUUUUAGUUCAACGCAAAUAUUAUUCAGAAUAAGUACAGGAGAAAAUUGGCCUAAAAUAAUGAUGGCUUGCAGUUAUGGAGCUCCUUGUGAUUAUGAUAUGGCUACUGUUAAUGACAAUUCUAAUCAAUGUGGAACAUAUUUAACUUAUGUCUACUUUAUUUCAUUUAUAUUCUUGUGCUGUUUUUUAAUGUUAAAUUUGUUUGUUGCUGUCAUCAUGGAUAAUUUCUCUUUUCUAACUGAAGAUUCCAGCAUUCUUGGACCUCAUCAUUUGGAUGAAUUUGUUACUGUUUGGUCAGAUUUUGACCCUCGGGCUAGUGGUCGUAUACAAUAUACCGAGGUGUGUGAAUUAUUAAGACAAAUGACACCACCAUUAGGUUUGGGAAGAAAAUGUUUAAAAGUAGUAGCAUAUAAGCGUUUGGUUAAAAUGAACAUGACUCUAUAUAAAGAUGGUGCAGUCGAUUACACAGGAACAUUUUUUGCAUUGGUACGCACAGCGUUAGAAGUUUACACUGAAAAUGCAAAUCUAAAAAGCAACGAUUUAGCUUUACGCAAAAUGUUAAAGUCAGAAUUUCCAAACAUUUCCAAGCGUACCUUAGACUUAGUUAUUCCCAGAAACCCGAGAGAUUCCAAGCACAUGUCCAUUGGAAAAAUAUUUGCAGCAAAACUCAUUUUAGAAAACUACAGGAGUGUUCGUAGAAAUGGUAAAAGAAAAAAGUCAGCCAUUGAUUCUGUACUGGUUGCGAAUGAAACAUAACCGUACUUAUUGAGCUCGGUUUGAAUUCUAUUUUUAUACGAAAUUUCUGUUAUUUAUUUUUACCACAAUAAGCAUUUUGCCACAGACAGCUGUUAUCUCCGUAAAAAGCAGAAAAUAGACAAUAUCAUUUUAUCCUUCGCAAAACAGUGACGAAAAUAUAUUGCAACACUUCUAAUUUAAAGACUUAAAUAUGACUUAAACAAUAAUAGUUUUAAACAAACAACAAAUUAUUAAAUUAAUUAUUUAUUACAAACUUAUGAGCUUAAAACAAACAACUUUUUUAUUACAAGUUUAUGACUCUAUGACAAAUAACAUUGGUUUGGUUAACUUAAUUAAAAAAUAAUUGAACGCUAAAAAAAGUAAUGCAUAACAACAAUAUACAAUGAAUAACAAGUA